GCAAAAAAGAACGAUAUAUCAAAUGUGUGGAAAGCGGCGUUUUCAUUGAAUUUUUUUCUUAAUUUAUUUAAUUAAACGGUUUCUACUGGCGGCAGCAUCGCAUACGCAACGACCGGUAGACGUAGUACCGCUUAAAUACAAUAUAGCAAAAUAGUGAAAUGAAUGUUCCUCCUAGCAAUGGAGCAACAGCGGUCGGCCGGGGAAUGGGAUACACGCCGCCUGCCAUAGUGCCACAGUUUCCCCCACCCGGCUUUGGUGCUCCCCCACCGCCCGAACUGGCAGCGGCAUUCGGUGUGAUGGCCUCAAACACGGAAUGGACAGAGCACAAGGCACCCGAUGGACGACCGUAUUACUACAAUCAAAACACCAAGCAAAGUUCAUGGGAGAAGCCCGAGGCACUGAUGACGCCCGCUGAGCAGCUGCACAAUCAGUGUCCCUGGAAGGAAUACCGCUCCGAUACAGGCAAAGUGUAUUACCACAAUGUGGCCACGAAGGAAACGUGCUGGGAGCCACCGCCGGAAUAUGUGGACAUGAAGGCCAAAGCCAAGGCGGAGGAAGCUGCUGCUGCAGCCAAAGCGGUGGCAGCCAUGACAUCCUCCAGCUUGACGGGACUGGCGCCGCAUGUGGCAUUGGCCAGCAUCUUGCCAGCCGCACUGCCCGCUGUUCCACGGAUACCCACGCCCGAGAUUCACUCACCGCUGACGCCGAGCAGCAACGAGAAUUCAUCAUCGGCACUCGACCAGGCCAUGGCGGCCACAUUAGCCUCCAUUGAGGUGCCGCAACCAAAUUCUAAAAAGGAUGACAAGUCAUCGGAGGGCAGUCCGCUGGUGUUCAAGGACAAGCGCGAGGCUAUAGAGGCCUUCAAGGACCUACUGCGGGAUCGCAAUGUGCCCUCAAAUGCCAAUUGGGAUCAGUGUGUAAAGAUCAUAUCGAAGGAUCCGCGCUACAGCGCCUUUAAGAACCUCAACGAGCGCAAGCAAACGUUCAAUGCCUACAAGACGCAAAAGGUGAAGGACGAGCGGGAGGAGUCGCGUCUGAAGGCCAAGAAGGCGAAAGAGGAUCUGGAGCAGUUUCUCAUGUCCAGCGAUAAGAUGAACUCCCAGAUGAAGUAUUUCCGGUGUGAGGAGGUCUUCGCGGGCAAUCGGACAUGGACUGUGGUGCCAGAAACGGAUCGACGGGACAUCUAUGAGGAUUGCAUAUUCAAUCUGGGCAAGCGGGAGAAGGAGGAGGCGCGUGUCCUGAAGAAGCGCAACAUGAAGGUGCUGGGCGAGCUGCUGGAGUCGAUGACAUCCAUCAAUCAUGCCACCACGUGGUCCGAGGCUCAGGUUAUGCUCCUGGACAAUGUUGCAUUCAAAAACGAUGUCACCCUCCUGGGCAUGGACAAGGAGGAUGCUCUGAUUGUCUUCGAGGAGCACAUACGCACGCUGGAGAAGGAGGAGGAGGAGGAGCGAGAGCGCGAGAAGAAGCGAAUGAAGCGACAGCAGCGCAAGAAUCGGGACUCAUUUCUGGCACUGCUCGACUCGCUGCAUGAAGAGGGCAAACUCACCUCCAUGUCGCUGUGGGUUGAGCUGUAUCCCAUCAUAUCCGCAGAUCUGCGCUUCUCGGCGAUGCUCGGCCAGAGCGGUUCCACCCCGUUGGAUCUGUUCAAGUUCUAUGUGGAGAAUCUGAAGGCACGCUUCCAUGACGAAAGGAAAAUCAUACGAGAGAUUCUCAAGGAGAAAGCAUUUGUGGUGCAGGCUAAGACAUCAUUCGAGGACUUUGCCACGGUAGUGUGCGAGGAUAAACGUUCAGCCAGUCUGGAUGCGGGCAAUGUGAAGCUCACGUAUAAUUCGCUGCUAGAAAAGGCGGAGGCCAUUGAAAAGGAGCGCAUGAAGGAGGAGGUGCGACGGCUGCGAAAGCUGGAGAAUGAAAUUAAAAACGAAUGGCUCGAGGCGAACGUCUCUGUGGCCGAGACCUAUGACAGUGCCAAGAAGUUGGUCGAGCAUUUGGAGGCAUUUGCUGUGUACGAGAAGGAAAUUGGUGUGGAAAAGAUCUGGGAGGACUUUAUCAAGGAGAGCGAAGAUGCGUGCAGUCAUCAUCAUUCGCGUUCGCGAAAAUCCAAAAAGAAUAAAAAGCACAAAAAGCGUGUACGAUCCACAUCGAGAUCGGACAUUGAAAACGAACUGGUUGAGGUGGAAAAGUCCAAGCGAAGGCGUUCUAAAUCCCGUUCACAUUCACUGAGCUCCAUUGGCAGCAUCGAGAGCGAAAAGCUGCUAAAGAAGAAAAAGAAGCGCAAGAACAAACUGAGAGGAUCAUCGUGUGAGUCGGAUUUGGGUGGGAAUCUGUCGCCCAGCUUGGCGUUGCUGCACAACGAUUCUAAUUCGCAUUCGCCGGCCAAGAAAAAGAAAAAGGAAAAACGUUCCAAAAAAGACAAAGAAGGCAAACGGCACAAUAGACACAAUCGCUCCACGACACCACUCAGUCCCGUCCAGUCCAUGGAUUCGGUUGGCUCACGCAACGAGGAACUAACGCUUAGCGAUGGCGAACUGGAAUCAAAGCGGGCAGCGCUUCUGGCACAACUCAAUGAGCAAAUGCUGGACGAAUGAUUGCUGCCAGCGUGAAUUUACCACCGUAGACCAUCAUAGGCAGGCAACGUGUGUGUGGGAAAACUGCUAGAUGCCUAAUGCGGGGUGUAGCUCAUUAGUUGCCUAGUUAAUGGAGGGACAGCGCCUGCUCUUCGCCCCCCACCCAGCACAAGUCACACACAGCAAAACAAACACUUAAUAUAAUUUCUUAGACGCAAUAAGUUUGGAUGUAUAAAAACAACACAAGAUUGUA
This is a messenger RNA of Drosophila guanche, 2817 nucleotides long. It is a transcript of the gene Prp40, whose product is annotated as pre-mRNA-processing factor 40 homolog A. The record is from RefSeq and is a predicted model, not a curated record. The transcript is spliced from 6 exons. Gene Ontology annotation, biological process: mRNA cis splicing, via spliceosome. The coding region runs from base 159 to 2585 and encodes 808 amino acids. NCBI's taxonomy places the organism in Eukaryota, Metazoa, Arthropoda, Insecta, Diptera, Drosophilidae. Gene Ontology annotation, cellular component: U2-type prespliceosome; U1 snRNP. Gene Ontology annotation, molecular function: protein binding; RNA binding.